Molecule: messenger RNA, 771 nt
Organism: Saprolegnia parasitica CBS 223.65
Lineage: Eukaryota; Oomycota; Saprolegniomycetes; Saprolegniales; Saprolegniaceae
Exons: 9
Coding region: 9-740 (243 amino acids)
Source: RefSeq, a predicted model, not a curated record
CCCCCACUAUGACGACGGCCAAGCGACUCGACCCACGAACCGAGAGCGACGCGGCGCCCAUCACGGGCUACUGCAAGGACCGCUUCGAUCCGUCGCACCCGGACGCGGACUGGGGCGGCUACGUCAACCGUACGUUCAAGAAGCGGGCGUAUCAAGACCCCGUGUCGACCCGAGACCACUUGGUCCACGGCAAAGAUGCCAUUUUGCCUGCGCUCAUGGCCGAGAAACCGGCCGGUCGACGGACGUUUACGACGAAUCUCAACCAAGCCAGCGUCGACCCGGCAGCCAAAGACUCACCGUUCCAUACCGGCGUACACCAGGUUGGACCGGGGGGCGAGCACAACUGCAACAGCUGGAAAACGUCGUAUGAGCUCCAGACGUCGGCGGCGGCGCAGAACAACCGCGAUAACCAAGCGCCCGGCACGGUUCGAAGCUUGGGCCAGUUGCCGCAUAAACGACACCCCCAGGCAGCUGUGGAGGCCAAGCGUGGGACGCCCCCGCGCACCCUCCCGCCACUCGAGACGGGACAGGGGGCGACCAAGCUGCCCGAGGUGCGCAAGCAAGGAGGGUCGCUGCUCGCUGGGAUUGGCCAGCGUCUCGCGGUGUCCGACACGCUCGCCCAUCAACCGCUGCCGGCCGCGCACCUCUCUACCGCGUAUACCACGCAGCACAAGACCCUCGAGACCGAGAACCGACACAAAGUCCUGCUCGGGUACACGGGGCAUCGAAAAGGGCUAUAAAGAUGAACAUCAAAUUGACGUUUCUUCCUUG